Messenger RNA from Bemisia tabaci, 2837 nucleotides. RefSeq names its product DEAH-box helicase 16 lethal (2) 37Cb (gene l(2)37Cb). Gene Ontology annotation, molecular function: ATP binding; RNA binding; helicase activity. Lineage: Eukaryota; Metazoa; Arthropoda; Insecta; Hemiptera; Aleyrodidae. Gene Ontology annotation, cellular component: intracellular anatomical structure; catalytic step 2 spliceosome. The record is from RefSeq and is a predicted model, not a curated record.
AUCAACAAUGGAAGAAAUGAAAUGAAACGUUCAGGUUUCAGGUGCAAUUAUCCAUUUAUAAACCUUUAUUAUCUAUAAUUUUACUAUAAUGAAUUGUGCCGAGAAUCUCAAGUUGGUGUUUUGUUAAGACUGCAGUAAAUCAAACUGAUAAUCCUAUCCCUUGUCGUCUGAAAGUUCCUGAGUUCUUCAUAGCGCCUCUAUUAACAAACGAAACGAUGGGUAAAUCCAGUGACAGUGAAGAGGAUCGCAAGGAGCGGGACAAAUUCGCAGAGCGUUUGAAAAAGCGAGAUAGAGAAAAAACUAAGAAUGUUGCCACUUCUUCUGAUAAGAAAACAUCUGAGGAAGCUGCCAAGCGCCUCAAAUUGGAUACAGGUGAUCGAGAUAAACAGUUUGAAAGGCUGAGAGUGGAAUCACGUCGAAAAUACUUAGAGAAGCGAGAACAAGACAAAGUUGCGGAAUUAGAAGCUGAUAUACGGGAUGAUGAAUAUCUUUUCAAAGAUUAUGAAUUGACCGAAAGAGAAAAGAAAAAUCGUGAAAUUCAGAGGAAGCUACUUGACCUGACUAAAGAACAUGGCAAGGCUCGUGAGUUGGAAAGGGUUCAAAGGUACCACAUGCCUCAAGACGCUAAAGAUGAAACUGAGGAGUACAAAGAAGUUGACGAGCGAGAGAAAAUGCCUCAUUAUGAACAGAGAAAAUGGGAAGAAGAGCAAAUGUCAUCGGCUACUUUCCGGUUUGGUGCGAAGAAAAAGGAGGCUCAAGAAGAAUAUGACUUGAUAAUCGAUAAUCAAAUCGAAUUUAUCCAAGCUCUCAGCCUUCCUGGCAAGAAACCUCCGAAAGAACCAGAGUUGUCAGAAAAAGAACGGAAAAAGCAGUCAAUAGCUGAAACGAAGAAAAGUUUACCUAUCUAUCCUUUUAAAGAAGAUCUCAUUCAAGCAAUACAUGACCAUCAAGUUUUAAUCAUAGAAGGAGAAACUGGCUCUGGUAAGACGACUCAAAUUCCUCAGUACCUUUACGAGGCUGGUUUCACCGAAGAUGAUAAAAAAAUAGGAUGCACCCAGCCCAGGAGAGUUGCUGCGAUGUCAGUAGCUGCACGUGUUGCGGAGGAGAUGAGUGUCAAACUAGGAACAGAAGUUGGAUAUAGUAUUCGUUUUGAAGAUUGCACGUCUCAAAGAACUGUCAUCAAGUACAUGACUGACGGUACCCUGCACAGAGAAUUCUUAUCGGAACCUGAUCUGGCAAGCUACAGCGUCAUGAUAAUUGAUGAAGCUCACGAGAGAACCUUGCAUACAGACAUUUUAUUUGGACUAGUGAAAGAUAUUGUUAGAUUUAGGUCAGAUCUUAAAUUGCUGAUCUCAAGUGCAACUCUAGAUGCAGAGAAAUUCUCUGGAUUUUUUGACGAUGCUCCGAUCUUUAGGAUACCCGGUCGUCGGUUUCCCGUGGAUAUUUUCUACACGAAAGCCCCGGAAGCUGAUUAUAUUGAUGCUUGUGUUGUCUCAAUUUUACAAAUUCAUGCAACUCAACCCUUAGGAGAUAUAUUAGUGUUCUUAACCGGUCAAGAAGAAAUCGAAACGUGUCAAGAAAUUUUACAAGAUAGAGUACGGAGGCUAGGUUCAAAAAUCAAAGAACUUGUUAUUCUCCCUGUCUAUGCCAAUUUACCAAGUGACAUGCAAGCAAAGAUAUUUUUACCAACCCCUCCGAAUGCAAGAAAAGUCGUUCUGGCCACCAACAUAGCAGAAACAUCUUUAACGAUAGAUAACAUUAUCUAUGUCAUAGAUCCAGGGUUCUGCAAACAGAACAGCUUUAAUUCAAGAACAGGAAUGGAGUCUUUAAUUGUGGUUCCAAUCUCCAAAGCAAGCGCUAACCAAAGAGCCGGGAGAGCUGGCAGAGUAGCAGCAGGAAAGUGCUUCCGACUGUACACAGCAUGGGCAUACAAACACGAAUUAGAGGAUAACACAGUUCCAGAAAUCCAGCGGAUAAAUUUAGGAAACGCUGUUCUAACUUUAAAAGCCUUAGGCAUCAAUGACCUAAUACAUUUCGACUUUUUAGACCCUCCUCCACAUGAAACCCUCGUUCUGGCUUUGGAACAGCUCUAUGCUCUUGGAGCGUUGAAUCAUCAUGGAGAGCUGACGAAACUUGGGCGGCGUAUGGCUGAGUUCCCUCUCGAUCCUAUGAUGGCUAAAAUGUUGUUAGCCUCUGAAAAGUACAAAUGCUCCAAUGAAAUAGUCUCAAUUGCAGGAAUGUUAAGCGUUAAUAGUGCAAUCUAUUACCGACCGAAAGAUAAAAUCAUUCAUGCAGAUACUGCAAGGAAAAACUUCUUUGUUCCUGGAGGUGACCAUUUGACGCUCCUCAAUGUAUAUAACCAGUGGGAAGCUAGCGAUUUCUCAACUCAGUGGUGUUAUGAAAAUUUCAUUCAAUACAGAUCAAUGAAAAGAGCACGAGACAUCCGGGAACAGCUUGUUGGAUUAAUGCAGCGAGUGGAAAUGGAGCUUGUCUCGAAUCCGUCAGAAACUGUUAAUAUCAGAAAGGCAAUCACUGCUGGUUAUUUCUACCAUAUCGCUAGGCUUUCUAAAGGUGGGCAUUAUAAGACUGUGAAACAUAAUCAAACUGUGAUAAUUCAUCCGAAUAGCUGUUUAUUCGAAUCCCUACCUCGCUGGGUUUUGUAUCAUGAACUUGUUUUCACGACCAAAGAAUUCAUGCGACAGGUGACAGAAAUUGAAAGCAAAUGGUUGUUAGAAGUGGCGCCACAUUACUAUCAGCCUCGAGAACUGGAAGAUUCAACAAACAAAAGGAUGCCUAAAGCUGUUGGGAAAUCUCGAGCUGAAUUGGGAGAACACUAG